CAGAGAGAUUCGAGCCUGUCAUUGGGCAAAGUGUGGUUCAAACACUGGAAUUGACCUGGAUCAACUCUUGUAUGGAGGUUAGUUGAUUUGCGCAACAGCCCCUCUGAUACAUCUUACCAAGCAUUCCUUUAUGAGCGUUUAGCAACUAUGAAUACGAUAUCAAGAAUCAUGAGGGUGACGGAAGUAACCAUUCUCUAUAACUAGAGCCCAAGGAAUGACUGGCUUUCGGCCCGCGGGCACCGAUCUUGAUGUUAAUUUCUUUCAAGUUACCAUCAGAUCUGCUUUAAAGUUGCGGGGUAGAUACUUUAUAGUGCUGGUUAACUCAUCGAUACCCCCUAAAUUCAGGAUAAGAAUGCCGACGUAUCCACCGACAUCCGCGGACACCGAGAAACACCAGAUCCAAAGCUGUUUAUAAGGCUUCGCUGAUCCACAUCAACGAGAAGAGAAGUAAUACACAUCUCUGAGCAUCUUUGGCGCAUAAUUCGACAUCAUGGCAUCAGAUACCCACAUGGUCACCGGCGGCAGUGGCUUUAUCGCCAUUCAUCUCGUCAACCAGCUCCUGCAAGCCGGAUAUAACGUGCAUACUACUGUACGCGACUUGAACAACACACGAAAAGUCCAACCGUUACGAAGUUUACAAGAGAAAUACCCGGGGAAACUAGAACUCUUUGAAGCAGAUCUUCUCAAGCCGGGAUCAUUUGAACCUGCUAUGAAAGACUGCUCGGUAGUUCAUCAUGUUGCUUCGCCAUUCUUGAUGGCCGAGAAGAUCAAAGAUGGACAGAAGGAGAUGGUAGAGCCUGCGUUGCAAGGAACGCGAAACGUCUUGAACAGCGUGAACAGUACCGAAAGUGUCAAACGGGUGGUUUUGACAUCAACUAUUGGUGCUAUCUUCGGAGACUACAUCGAUGUGAAAAGCAUGAAAGACAACAUUCUCAGUGAGAGCUACUUCAACGAAUCAAGCUCUGUUACUCACAAUCCAUAUCACUAUUCCAAAGUUGUUGCCGAGAAAGAAGCUUGGAAAAUUCAAAAGGCUCAGUCACGCUGGGACAUGGUUGUCAUCUGCCCUGGACUAGUUCUUGGCCCUUCGCUCACAACGGGAUCAGAUUCCGGGAGUCUUUUCUUGCUUGAUGAACUAUUCAGCGGACAGCUUUGGUUCGGCGUGCCUGAUCUGAGUUUCUGCACUGUUGACGUGAGGGAGAUCGCCACGGCACAUAUCAGGGCAGCAGAGACUAAGUCUGCGCAGGGGAGAUACAUUGUCUGUGACAGAGAGAUGGUGAGAUUCGUCGAUAUCUCGAAGCAGAUACGUCCUCAAGCUAAGCGCCGCCGGGCUCUUCCGCGCCAUAAGCUGCCGAAUAUACUGAUACGAGUUGUCGGACCCCUUUUCGGGCUGACGCAGAAGUGGAUGCGGGCUAAUCUAGGAGUUCGGUUUGAGGUUGGUAAUGAACGUGGUAUUAAGGAACUUGGGAUAGUGUACCGGCCUCUGAGCGAGACGUUGGAUGAUCACUACAAGUCAUGGCUGGCUCAGAAGGCACGUCAAUGAGGUGACAGGAUAUAUGUUUUGUUUAGCAACAGUUCUCUACGUACCUAAUUAGUGUAUUCAAUUAAUACCCUUGUGCUUGUUUUUAUGUAGAUAUCCUUUUGAGUUUUGAAGAUUCUCAAUAACAAAAUCGGUUGGCUGC
This is a messenger RNA of Fusarium odoratissimum NRRL 54006, 1679 nucleotides long. Its product is annotated as cinnamyl-alcohol dehydrogenase. Lineage: Eukaryota; Fungi; Ascomycota; Sordariomycetes; Hypocreales; Nectriaceae. The record is from RefSeq and is a predicted model, not a curated record. Gene Ontology annotation, molecular function: oxidoreductase activity, acting on the CH-OH group of donors, NAD or NADP as acceptor. Bases 491 to 1540 code for a protein of 349 amino acids. The transcript has 3 exons.